GUUCAAAUCUUUGGAAGAGCGAAAAUAGUAAAAAUGAAAUAGCUAUUGCUAACAUGCCAUACGUGUUCAUAUUCUACUUACCAUCUAUAUCUCUUGUUAGUCCUAUAAAUACCACGAGUAAAACAAUGAGCAAGCAUCAUUACCUUCUCUUACAAAAAAAAAAAUCACCAUUUUAAUUUGUCAAAAUUACCAAUGGCGAGUUCAAGCAAGCAGACUCGCGGAAAACAAAAGAUUGAGAUGAAGAGGAUAGAUGAUGAUGACGAUCGAAUGAUUACGUUUUCAAAGCGUCGGUCUGGCAUAUAUAAGAAGGCAAGUGAGCUUGUGACCAUGUGUGGCACAGAAGUCGGAAUUGUUGUCUUUUCUCCAACGGGGAAGCCCUACUCAUUCGGUCAUCCCUCUGUCCAGGCCGUAUUAAACAAGUUCCUAAAUAGGAAUGUCCCUCCGCCCGCGGACGACAGGUUGCAACCACUCAUCGAUGCAAAUAUAAGAAUGAGGAGAGAAAGAUACAAUGACUUUUUCAAUCAGCUCCUCGCACGACUGGAUAAUGCAAAGGAGAGAGGAAAGGAUCUGUCGAGGAUUACCCAUGCUACGAGCGAAGGGAAUUCCUCAAACUGGGAGCGCGGGUGGUGGGAGAAGCCCCUUCAAGAGCUCUCAUUCGAUGAGCUCAAGGAAGAGGCCUUGUUUCUAGAGGCAUUACACAGGGACAUAUGCAACUACCUAAACUACCCUUCCGAUCUAAAUGCCCUUGGCGUUGUAGAUCCAGCACUCGAUCCAAGGGCAGUGAAUGAUCCACCUACUGGGGUAGAAGGUGGUGCUGGUCCUUCUGGGGAGGAUGUUUAG
This is a messenger RNA of Punica granatum (pomegranate), 840 nucleotides long. Lineage: Eukaryota; Viridiplantae; Streptophyta; Magnoliopsida; Myrtales; Lythraceae. The record is from RefSeq and is a predicted model, not a curated record.